This is a messenger RNA of Gloeophyllum trabeum ATCC 11539, 2199 nucleotides long. RefSeq names its product actin-like ATPase domain-containing protein. Lineage: Eukaryota; Fungi; Basidiomycota; Agaricomycetes; Gloeophyllales; Gloeophyllaceae. Bases 1 to 2199 code for a protein of 732 amino acids. The record is from RefSeq and is a predicted model, not a curated record. The transcript has 14 exons. Gene Ontology annotation, biological process: regulation of DNA-templated transcription. Gene Ontology annotation, cellular component: cytoplasm; Ino80 complex.
AUGUCGACCGUGCCUCCGACCCCGAACGUCAUACGGCUCCCGACGCCUGCGCCGCCGCCGGUGGUAAGGACGCCCGCGUCGUACGAGGAGCACCGGGGGAAAGGCACACCGCUCGUAAUCGACAACGGCGCGACGACGCUCCGGUGGGGGUGGGCAACCGCGGGCGAGCCGUUUACGGGCCCGAAUGUGAUUGCGAAGUAUAAGGAGCGCAAGCAUAAUAAGCCGGUAUUGUUGUUUGGGGAGGGCGUGGAUUGCGAGAGCGGGGCGAGGGCGCAGGCGAGGACGCCUUGGGAGGGGGAUGUCCUCUUGAACUUUGAUGCUCUGGAACAUGCGUUGGAUUAUGCGUUUGUCCAGCUUGGGAUUGACACCCCUGCGGUCGAGCACCCUGUACUUAUGACAGAGAGGCUAAGUUCACCGUUGCACUCGAGGGCUUUGACGUCCGAGCUCAUGUUUGAGCUCUAUUCGGUGCCCUCUUUAGCGUAUUGCGUGGACUCCGUGAUGUCGUUCUAUCACAAUAACCUACCCCCUCCCGAGAGGCAGUAUACGGCUGACGGGCUCGUCAUUUCGUUCAAUACCGCGUCGACAUCUGUGGUGCCUGUGCUAGGCGGACAGAGCAUCAUGAGCCAUGCCCAGCGCAUACCUUGGGGAGCUUCCCAGGCCAGUGAAUACUUGCUGAAGCUCAUACAGCUGAAAUAUCCCGCGUUCCCGACGCGAGUGACCACGGUCCAAUCCAGCUGGAUGCUCCAAAACCUCUGCGAAUUUGCUACUGACUACCCGGCGCUGCUGCGGAAGCUGAAGGACCCCCUUGAGCUUCGGGCGUCCGAGCGCAUAGUACAGUUCCCCUUCACUGUACCCGUGGUCGAGGAGAAGACGGAGGAGGAGCUAGCAAGGAUUGCCGAAAAGCGUAAGGAGCAAGGGAAGAAGUUGCAGGAGAUGGCGGCGAGGAAUCGGCUGGAAAGGUUAGCGCAGAAGGAGGUGGAUCUACAGGCGCUGUUGAAUUUGAAAGAACGACGAGACAAGGAAAAUAAGAAGGAGUGGAUGGCCUUGCUUCAAGAGGAGGGAUUAGAAAACGAGGCUGCGCUGGAUGCAACGAUCAAGAAACUAGAUGCCGAAUUGAAAAAGGCAAAAAAGAAGGAGGCGGAAGACGACGAAUCGAUUGCGGAAGACGAACCAUCUUUCCCGCUGGUCGAUGUCCCAGAUGCUGAUUUGGACGAAGAGGGUCUAAAGGAGAAGAAGAAGCAAAGGCUCAUGAAAGCAGGCUUCGAAGCUCGGGCGAGAGCACGGCGCGAAAAGGAGCGAGAGAGGGAAGAGAGAGAAGCUGAGGAGCGGAUGGAGGACGAGGAACGGGAAAGGGAUCUCACAGCUUGGGCAAAUAAACUGCGGAAAGAACAUGAGGCUCUCAUCAAUAAAAUGAAAGGGCGAGCUCGGAAGAAGAUUGAGCUCAGCGACCGUAAGAGUGCCGCAGCACAAGCGAGGAUGAAGAGCAUCGCAAACCUCGCUGCUGAUGACCGUGUGCCCAAGAAGCGACGGAAGGCUGGUGGAGAGGAUAUGUUUGGCGCGGACGACGCGGACUGGGCGAUCUAUCGACAAAUAAACACUGCAGCAGCGGACUCUGAUGAAGAGGACGACCUGAACCAGCUCCACGCUAUCGAGCAGAAGUUGCUUGCUCAUGACCCUAACUUCACUACAGAGCAUACUCACGCAUCGAUUCUGUCACAACGGUCUGCGCUGCUCUCAGCUUUCAAGCCGCUGUACGAAGAGGGCGACCUGGAAGGUAGAAGUAGAGUGCAUCUGAACGUUGAGCGAUGGCGCGUCCCUGAGACAUGGUUCUCCCCGAGUAUGGCUGGAGUAGAUUCUGCAGGUCUCGGUGAAGUCUUACAGAAUGUUAUGGCGCGGUUUUCGGAUGGUGAAAAGGGGAAGAUGGUCCAGAACGUUUUCCUGGCGGGGUCACCAUCGCGCUUACCAGGUUUACAGCCAAGGAUCCAUUGCACCUUACGGCCGAUUCUGCCUCCUGAAAUGCCGUUGCAGGUAAAGCCAGCGUCAGAUCGAAGUCUCGAUGCAUGGCGAGGGAUGGCAGACUUUGCGAAGACAGCUGAACUGAGUAAGGUCAGUGUAACACGUGGAGAAUAUGAGGAAUGGGGAGGGGAACGCAUAAAGCGAUGGUGGGGAGGGAAUUGGAACUUAGCCACCCCGAUAUAA